Messenger RNA from Penicillium salamii, 2742 nucleotides. The record is from the annotation of a GenBank genome assembly. Lineage: Eukaryota; Fungi; Ascomycota; Eurotiomycetes; Eurotiales; Aspergillaceae.
AUGACUGUCUUCAUCGCAUCCUUAUUCCUCCCAUAUACCAUUGACUUCGAUCCCCACGGCCCAAAAAAAGAGAUCGUUGCUCUUUCUUCCAGCUAUGCGGUCGAUGGCUCUGGAUCUAUGGCUUGCCGAGACCACAGGUUUCCGGAUGGCGUUGCCAACAUCGCCCAGUCCAUAGAGCUCCCACUGACUCCCGGGGCCACCAGAGACAACGAGAGGGUAUUCACUGAUUAUACGCCCCGAACAACAGAUGAGAUCCGCUUUGGUCUGAGCCCCAGUGAGCCCCGGGAUGUCAUUUGGGGCCGCAGUCAGAAGUUCAAUCAACCCCAAUCCCAGGCGACUGAAACCCCGACCUCAUCCAUCUUGAGCAUUACUGAUUCACAAAAGGCCACAGUGAGGAGCCUUUCUAUAGAUGGGACGCAGGACUGCAUGGAACUGGGAGAGCCAAGAAGCCCGCAGACUUUUGUCUCUUCCGUCGAAUGGAGAAUUGAGUCCACUGAAAAGGGCCUUGGUGGUUUGACAAAUGCUGUCCACGCCGCCGAAAAGUCUGGGUUUUUGCAGAACAAGCUAUGGGUGGGAACGCUGGGCAUGCCCACUGAUUCGUUGAUGGAUUCGACCAGAGAGGAUAUCGCCAGAUAUCUGCGGGAAGAGCACCAAUCUUUGACUGUCUUUGUAGACGACACCGAGUUUGAAGGCCAUUAUACUCAUUUUUGCCAUGCAGUGCUUUGGCCAGCUCUCCAUUACCAGAUGCAGGAAAGCCCACGACACUCAGAGUACGAGAGGUAUUCUUGGGACCAAUACAUCAGGCUCAACGCGGCAUUUGCAGAUGCAAUCGUCGAACGCUGGCAGCCAGGCGAUAAAAUCUGGGUCCAUGACUAUCACCUUUUGGUCCUUCCAGGCAUUUUAAGGAAGAGAAUACCCCAGGCCGAGAUUGGAUUCUUCUUGCACACACCGUUUCCUUCCUCGGAAGUAUUUCGAUGCUUGUCACCCCGCGACCAGCUGCUUGAUGGAAUUCUGGGUGCCGAUCUGGUUGGUUUUCAGACAGAAGAGUAUCGCAAUCACUUUCUUCAGUCAUGCAGUCGGCUCCGGAGGUUGAACACCUCCGCCAGUGAAGUCAGUUGCAACGGUAGAGCUGUUCGUGCUGUGAGCAUCCCCAUGGGCAUUGAUCCAUCAUUUUUGAAAGUUUUACUCGAAGCCACUGAGGUCCAAGGUUGGAUACAUGAUAUCACACAUAGGUACCCAACUCAGCGGUUGAUUGUUGCGCGGGACCGUUUGGAUGUCUCCGGGGGAAUCAAGCAAAGGCUUCUGGCAUAUGAGUUGUUUUUGAAUACCUAUCCUGAUUUCAGGCACGAUAUAGUCUUGAUCCAGGUUAUAUCUUCUGCUGGUGCAGUUCCAGAGCUCGAAGCGCAGAUCUCGAAAAUUGCAAUGAGGAUCAACACAACAUACUCGUCUGCGGCCCAUCAGCCGUUGGUGUUGCUGAAACGAGACAUCAAUACGCAUCAAGUUCUUGCUUUACUGAGUAUUGCGGAAAUAUUCAUCGCCACUGGAUUGCGCGAGGGAAUCAAUUUAACAAGUCAUGAAUUCAUCCUUUGUCAAGACAAAGCCUUUGGGUCCCGUGGACAUGGAUCUCUCAUUAUCAGUGAAUUUGUAGGAAGUGCCUCGAUGUUUCACGAGCGCAGUGGCGCAAGGUUCAAUGCCCACAAGCUUCUUGUUAAUCCAUGGGACUUGAAAGAGUGCGCCGAAGCCAUUCGUGUUGCGCUUCAGAUGUCACCAGCGCAGAAAAUGAUCGAAUGGAGGCGAUUACGUCGUCGCAUGUCCAAGUUCAGUGCGAUCAAAUGGUAUCGAGGGCUUCAACUCGCUCUCAAUACUAGCUGCACUAGACAAUCGCUCCAUCGGGUUCAUGACACCCUCCCACUCUCACUUGAGGAGCUCGAGUCAUCCUAUAACGCUGCCAAAUCUCGACUCUUCUUUAUUGAAGAUGGGGACAUCUUGGGCCCAGAUCCUCUCGCAGAGGGAUCCUUACUGUCAGAGAGGGCCUUCAAGAUCCUCGAGGCCUACUUUCGCAAGCCCCAGAACAAACUUUAUCUGAUCAGCAGCAAGACACUCCAGCAGCUCAACGAAUUGUUCCCUCAACUGCCCCCUGAAGUUGGAAUCAUUUCUGAGAAUGGGGCAAUGAUUCGACAUCCUAACACAAGAGCCUGUUUUCAUUUUACGACCAUGAGUGCAAAGUGGCUUCCCGGGAUUCAAAAAAUGAUGGAAUAUUUUCAAGAGCGAACAGAAGGUAGUCGGAUCGAGACUUUCCCGUGGUCAUUGGUUUUUCAUUACGAUGGUGCUCUGGACCGCGAAGCUGCUAGUCAUCAAGCCUCCGAGCUAGCUGAUCAGAUCAACGGAGCCCGCGGUGAAGCAGUAUUCCAUAUCGUUCGCGAUGAGACGUCGAUCACUGUCGAACUGCCAUUGUCAGUUCAAGGACGUGGAAGAGCCGCUCAUUACAUUCUUCAAUAUCUCACAAACGCUGAGUAUCCCGAAUUAGUAUUGGUGGCUGGGAAAUCCCCAGACAGCGAAUCGUUGUUCUGCUGGGCAAAUGAGUUGGCCGGUGCUCCAACUCCAUCUCGACUUUAUCGUACAGGAUUCGGGCAUCGACUUUGGGUGACCACUUUGGCGACUGGUCCACAUGUGAACGAGGCAAAGUGUGCAUUGCCGCCUGGGUUUUCUUUUCUGAAGCUCAUGGGCUGGCUUUUGAAUUAA